Messenger RNA from Hylaeus volcanicus, 774 nucleotides. RefSeq lists its product as uncharacterized. Gene Ontology annotation, molecular function: catalytic activity. NCBI's taxonomy places the organism in Eukaryota, Metazoa, Arthropoda, Insecta, Hymenoptera, Colletidae. Bases 1 to 774 code for a protein of 257 amino acids. The transcript has a single exon. The record is from RefSeq and is a predicted model, not a curated record.
AUGCUCCAAGCCAACCUCAACCACUCGGCCAGGGCGCAGGACUUCUUUAUCCACUGCCUGGCCGAGUUAGGUGUGGGGUUGGCGGUCGCCGCGGAGCCAUACCGCGUCGCCGACCGCCCGAACUGGGUGGCCGACGCGUUGGGCUCCGUGGUGAUAGUGGGCAGCGACACCGCGGCCCUCCGCGUGUUCGCCCGCGGCGACGGGUUCGUCGGGACGGAGUGCGGCGGCCUGGGCCUGAUCGGGGUCUACGCCCCUCCGAGUGCCCCACUCGCGGCGUUCGAGUGGCUGCUGGACGGGAUACGGGACGCAUUGUCCCGCUCUCCAGUAGCCCGAACGCUCGUGCUGGGCGACUUCAACGCCAAGUCCACGGCGUGGGGUGGCCCGGCAACGGACGCGAGGGGUCGGGCGGUGCUGAAGUGGGCGGCGAGCGCGGACCUCCGGCUGCUUAACCGGGGGUCCGUGAGCACGUGCGUGCGGUGGCAGGGCGAGUCGAUCGUCGACUUGUCGUGGGCGACGCCUGCCGCCUCGCGUCUCGUGUCGGGAUGGGGGGUAGCGGAGGAGGUGGAGUCCCUUAGUGACCACCUCUACAUCCUUAUGGAUGUCUCCGCUGCCCCUCAGUACCAUCCUGCUCGCGGACCCGCGACGGGCCGACCGCCGCGCAGAUGGGCGCUGAAGCGCUUGGAGAAGGACGCCCUGAUGGCGGCCGCCCUCGCCGCGUCCUGGCCGGAUGCCCCGGCUGGACCGCUCGCGGACGUCGAUCGGGAAGCUGACUAG